AUGUCCGAAAACUCUACGGAAACUAUGAAUAUGCAGAUUAUUAUGAAAGAAAGUCCUUUUGCUCAGCGGGUCUUUACGGAUAUGGAAGCAUUUAGACUACAGCAAUUUACAGUUCUCGAAAUCCAUUUUGGCAUCGUUGAGAUCUUUGCUCCUAGCAGUCUGCAUUCUAGAUCAUGGAAUAAUGACUCAAGUAAAGAUAUAACAGCUAUAUAUGAUCAAGAAUUCAAUACUAGUAUAAUGGACCAAUUAAAUGAAGCAGGAACUCGGAAACUGGCCGAAAUAUCGACAGGUGAAGAGACUGGUGCUUGGCAUCAUGCAUCAAGUUUUACUGGAGCUCAAGUGAUAAGAGGUCAUGUCCGCUAUAACAGCACAGUACGCCAACCUGAUGAUACAUAUAACCAGACUAUGGUUGAGUUCAAAGAUGAUGUUAUUCUUUCCUGUGAAAGACUUAAUAGUCAAAUAUUUGAAUUUGUUCUUCCGAUCCGCUUUUAUCGCAUACAAAUAGACUUAUGGCGCAAUCAACUCCUGAAACUUACUCUGAUUUCAAUUUUAGAGACCCCAGAGGAUAUGGGAUCCGCUGCCAAUUCAACCAGAAAUACAAGCGUGAUUAAUAAAGUUAUUAAUGCAAAAGCUAAAGCUAAUGCAUUAGAAGACUGGGGAAGUACUGUCAGGCGAAUAACCAUUGCUCAUCUGAGCGCUAAAGUCCAUCCUGAAGAACCAGAGUCUGGGAUAUUCUUCACACUGAUAACUGCCCCUAGGCAUGGUCACCUUUUCGUGCUCAAUGAUCGACUCCAUAAAUCUAACUAUAAAGAGCCAAGCGUUAGAUCCAGAGUAUAUCUACAUGUUGGAUCCCAAUUUACACAAGCUGACUUAAGCCAGGGCCGACUUUUUUAUGUUUUACGGCGUAUCUUUGACGAAUGGUCAAAUCAUGCUAAAAUUGAUAAACAACUAAACAUAAAACAGCAUUUUGGCUAUGUUGCAUUAGAAGACGAAUUCCAGUUCAGACUACAUGUUCUCGGUGCUCGGUUUACACGUCCAGCCACCUUUCGCAUAGAAAGUCGUCGUCUACUCCCAGGCUCAUCAGAAAUAGCGCUAAUAAAUUUCACACCUGAAUUGCUUAACCGGGGCACCAAAGUGAUAGAAGGGGGCCGAUUUCGUCUUGGAUCAGACAAAAUCUGGGUCCAACAUCGGUAUUGUGAAGAUUACAGAAAUUAUGAAACUAAGAAAGCCUGGAUAAAUAAAUAUUUGCAGUUGGAAUCAAGAGAAAUACAAGGACGUCGAUUUCUAAUCACUAUUACGCGAGGUCCCAGACACGGAAGACUUAUUCUUUUGCCCAAUACAAGGGCUACAAAUCCCAAGAAUAGCAAAGUAACCAGGUAUGAUAGCCUUGACGUUGAUGAUUACGACUCUAUGGACAGUUUAAUUGCUAUCGGCAAAAUCGUUCAGCCUAGUAUGCAGUUCACACUAGAUGUCAUAGCCCAUGCAAGAAUGAUGUACAUACAUGAUGGCAGUGAAACUCGUAAUGAUUCUUUCGGUCUAAGUAUAGCCUGUUAUCUCGAGUCUGCUCUAUUGAACACAAAAAGAAUUGAUCAAAACAAUGAUUUGGACAAACCAGAUCAUUAUUUUUUUGAACUUGAUCCAUAUUCGAAAGAUGCGCUGGACACCGUUGGAAAGAAGAUCGUGGCAGAUUUUAAAGUUUACAGGGAGGCUUUCAAAAACAUGUACCUUAGUGCAUACUCAUCUGUUGAACUUAUUUGA
This is a messenger RNA of Protopolystoma xenopodis, 1758 nucleotides long. Lineage: Eukaryota; Metazoa; Platyhelminthes; Monogenea; Polystomatidea; Polystomatidae. The record is from the annotation of a GenBank genome assembly.